This is a messenger RNA of Momordica charantia (bitter melon), 2844 nucleotides long. Its product is annotated as DNA ligase-like protein. Lineage: Eukaryota; Viridiplantae; Streptophyta; Magnoliopsida; Cucurbitales; Cucurbitaceae. The record is from RefSeq and is a predicted model, not a curated record.
CAAGAGCAUCGCUUUGGAGCCUUCACUAAUUUUUCGAAUUCGCUUUGCCGCCACUACAGUUGUUCUUAGCGCCUCCGGAUUUUUCACUGCAGUUCUCAGGUCAGUUUUUCGUCUUCGAUUAUUCUUAGAAUUUCGAUUGUCGAGGAUGGAGAGUGACGACGAUUUCCAGUUUUUGUCCUCUCCCGAGCCCGCUUCCCCUCUGGUUUCGGGGAGGAAGCUGAAGCGCUUGAAGAAAGCGAGUGUAGUGUCGGAGGAUUUGCCGGCGAUCGAUGAUCAAUCUGCGAGUGGAGUUUUGGGGGAUUUUGCCAGGAUCGAUGAUCGAUUUGAUGGUAGCUUUGAGAUGCAUGGAUUGAGUGCCUCGGAAUUUGGAGGGGAUGAGUUGAAUAAAUUGGACGGCCAAGAUCUGGGUGACUCCGAUGAGCUUCAACAAUCAGGAUCUGGAUCGAGGGAUUUGGAUGAGGGUGAUAAUUUGGAACCUGUUAUUGGUCUGGAUUGUGAGGAAAAUGAUUCCGGAGUGGAGAAGGCCUUUGAGUUUGAUGCUGGGGCUGGGAUUGAUGACAAAACUGAAGAUCAAAGUCCGGGCAUGGGAGAGGAAAACGGCGAUGUGCUAAUAGAUGAACAGGAGAAGAAACGGCCUAGUUUGGAUGCAUUCGAGGAUGAGAGAGAAGCAAAGAGGAGGAAAUCGAAGAACAAGCGGCUCAAGAGCAGUGGGGAGCCUGGAAAUUUCAGUGAGGCUGCGGUCUCGAAAAGGAUUCUCAAGAAGGAGAGAAGAGAAUACGUUGAGCAACUCCGCGCCGAGUCGCAGAGACUCUUGCGAGAUACUAGAGGAGCAGCAUUCAAGCCUAUACCACACGUUCAGAAGCCAAUAUCUUCAGUGUUGGAGAAGAUCCGUCAAAGGAAGCUUGAGCUCUCAAGGAAAUCUAUCAUUGUCAAGAACAUCAUGUUCGACGGUGAUGAUGGUGAUGAACUAUUCUCAGAGGUCGUGAUCAAGCAUAGGUUGUCUGUAGAAGGGAGGGAGGACUCUCUAGAAGAAGAAUGUGAGGAUAUGAAUCAGCAUCCUGCAGAUUUGGAGAACAAAGAAGAUUCAAUGUGUAUAGACGAACGUAAUAAUGGGACAAACAUACCCUCAGAAAGGGAAAGGGCUACCAUCAAUGAGGUCACAGAAGCAUUUCGGGCUCCUAUUAAUGAUACUCAGGACCUUUUUUCUGAUUCCCAAACAAGCAAUGGAGAUGAUGUGUCAAACGAGUUGUAUAACAAUCCUCUGCAAGAAAAGUUCACUCCAUCCAUAUUGGCAAUGAAUUUAAAGCGUGAUACUUCCCUUGAUGAUGUGAUGAGCGAGACAUCCAGCAGUCAUCUGCAAGAAAAUUUCACGCCAUCCAUUUUGGCAAUGAAUUUAAGGCUCGAUUCUGCUGCCCUUGAUGAUGAUUCUGAUGAAGAGGACAAUGACAAGGAGAACGUGAAUCCACAUCCACAUGGUUUGUCAGACUUGCCUUCAUCGGCAACCGGGGAUCCUGUUAAAGCUUUUGUUGAUGAUGAAGCUGAGGAAGAAGAUGACAGUGACCAUGAUAUGCGCUUCCAAGAUGAAGAGGAAGAUGGGGACUCCGAUUCAGAAGAGCUUCAAGAUAUGAUAGCAACUGCAUAUGAAGAAAAUCCAUUAGACAAUGAAAGGCGCAAUGAACUUCAUCAGAAGUGGCUUGAACAGCAAGAUGCUGCCGGAACAGAAAAUCUUCUGCAGAAAUUGAAAUAUGGAUCAAACUUUACAAAAUCGGCUUUGCUGGAAGAUGAAAAUGAGGGAGCAAAUGAUGAUUUUGAAUUUUGUCAAGAAGCUGCCGAAGAUUUACUUCCACUUAAUGUGGCUCGAAUGAACAUAAGAAAAGUAAAGCAAAUGCUUCCUCAAAUGUAUACAGAUAAAGAUGAUCAGUACAUAUCCGAUGAUGAGGAAACAGAGAGGAGGCUAGCAAGAGAACGUGUAUUUGACAAAGCUGAAGGAAAGUCCACAUUUCUGUCACCUGCUGAGGAUGAGGGCACAAGAGAAGUUUUUGGCCUUAUUAAAAAGCUGAAUGUUGUACCUGAUGCAAAGAAGAGACAAAAAGCACCAACGUUUUUGGACCCUCCACUAGCUGGUGUAAACAGAAAUACAUCUUCAAAGUCAUCCUUCUUAGGCCGAAGUUCAAGUUUAUCUCUUUCUUCAUCCCACAAGAAUGGAUCAUCGACCAACGGUCGUUCUUUUAUUUUUGGUCGGGAUGACAGCAACAGCAGGAGUGCAAUUGCAACGACUGAGGAACCUUCUGAUCCGGGUCAGAGUGAAAUUAGAGCUACAAGGACUUCUUCAGCCAAGUUUAGUUACUCCCAAGUGAGGCCAAGUGGUCAGAACACUGCACCCGAAAUCAAGUCAGGUACUCGCACUUCGUUGUUUGAUAUAUUAAGGCAAUCUUCUUUGCAACUACAACGCAAGCCAUGCACUUUUGGUGAGGAGUCUAGCCAAAUGAGUUCUGCAUUUGCGUCAUUCAAGUUGGAGAAGACACACAUGAAGAAGCCAAUAAAAUCUGAAGGAAGAUUCUAAGAUUCUAAUACGUUUGCCAUUGGAAUUGGAUCCAAGAUUAAUGCCUCAUUUUAUUCAAAUGUUUACUUGUUAUGUUGGAAGUCCAUUUCAUUCAACAUUUUGUUGGAUGGGAUGGAGACUUUUUUAUCCUUUUAUUCUGAGUUAAUUGCCCACAUGUCUGCAAGUAAUUCAGAUGCAAGGUUCUAUUUUUGCAAGGCCACAUAUAGGAAACCAAUAAGAGGACAUUUCGCCCAAAAUUUUGAUAAAUUAAGAAUUGUUAUGUUUGCCUUUGGAGUUGAAAA